This is a messenger RNA of Phyllostomus hastatus (greater spear-nosed bat), 1050 nucleotides long. Its product is annotated as sideroflexin-4-like. Gene Ontology annotation, molecular function: monoatomic ion transmembrane transporter activity. Gene Ontology annotation, biological process: mitochondrial transmembrane transport; monoatomic ion transport. Gene Ontology annotation, cellular component: mitochondrial inner membrane. The record is from RefSeq and is a predicted model, not a curated record. Lineage: Eukaryota; Metazoa; Chordata; Mammalia; Chiroptera; Phyllostomidae.
AUGUCGAUCUUGGCUAAGGCUGCCCGAUCAGAGUCCGGCUGGAGGAGGAAGCCCCGGGGGCACAAGGCGCGGGGGCGGGGUGGGGGGUGGCACAGCAGCACCGCAGGCCGCCUGGAGCCCAACGUGUGCUUCUGGAUCACGGAACGCCAAUCUUUUAUUCAGAGAGUUCUUCAGUGGACAGAGUUAUUGGAUCCUACAAAUUUGGUCAUUUCAGUUGGAAAAAGAGAGAAAUCAAGGCAACUAUUGCUAACAAAUGAGGAUGCAUCUAUUCAUGACUUGGGGGACCAGCGGGUACGUGAAGCUUGGAAAAGAAGUCUGUCAACAGUGCAUCCUGACAACAGCAAACUGAUCCCUGUUCCUUUCCAACUUGCAGCUCUCCUGCCUUUCACUAGGACCAUGGUAUUUUUGUCCCUGGUGCCGGGGAAAAGCCUGAAGUCCAUGAUUUUACUUCAGCUGUCUUUCUGGAGCUACAGCGUAGCAUUCAACGUCAUCAAGGGAAACGCGAGUUACAAUCGUCACCCAUAUGAGAGUGUAUUACUAGGGGUAAGAACGGUUGCUUCUACAACCUGUUUUGCAUUAUUCCCUCAUUUACUCCUCAUAAAGUAUGAGCUGAAAAACAUUUUGCUAAGAAGAACCUUGCCUGUCGUCAUUCUCGCCCACGUCAGUGCACUGAAUGUUCUUGCGUCUCGAAGUUUGGAGACCAGGGUCAUGGACAAGGAAGGCAAGGUCAUAGGUUAUUUCAGAAAAGCUGGGGCAAAGGCUGUUAGGGAUACAGCCACAUCUGGAGCCAUGCUGUUUGGUACCUCAGCUUUGAUUCCUGAAGUCGUCUCACAUUUUUAUAAACGGACCCAGUUAUUCGGGCGGCACCCGCUGUCCUUGUGGACCUUGAAGCUUUGUACCAUCUCGGUCAUGGGGCUGAUGGUGCCUGUUUCUUUUAGCGUGUUCCCCAAUAUCGAACAGAUACAGUGUAGCAAACUGGAAGAGGAAAUCCAGUUUGCAACAGAAGACACAGAACUCUUCUACAACAGAGGGUGUAGGGGUGAGUUUUAG